AUGAGGCUGACAUCUGUUAUCCUGGGCCUGGCCGCUUUUGCCGGAGCCUCUCCAUCCAAGAUUCUAGAGGCACGCCAAUCUGUCGGAGAUGGGCCCUUUGGCCCAGCUGGCUUCCAAACCCACGCCAGCCUGCCCCGCCACACCAUCUACCGCCCCAACAAUGCCGCCGCCGCGGGCGCCAUGCCCGUCUUCAUCUGGGGCAACGGCGCCUGUUCGGGCGACGGCACGUCUGCGCGCAACUUCCUGGCCCAGAUCGCGUCUUACGGCUUCCUGGUCGUGUCUCAGGGCGUGCCCGGCGGCGGCGGCUCGACGACCAUCGACCAGAUGCGUGAGGCCGUUACCUGGGCCGCCAACGGGGCCGGUGGCGCCUUCAACGUCGAUAGGACAAAGAUCAUGACCGCCGGCUACAGCUGCGGCGGAACAGAGGCGUAUGCCUUUAUCGACGACGCGCGCGUCUCGUCCAUUGGGAUUUACAACAGCGGCAUGCUGGGCAACUAUGACCAGGCCAAGACUAUCCGCAAGCCGGUUAUUAUUGCUCUCGGUGGCCCAUCUGAUAUCGCUUACCCGAAUGGAGAGCGUGACUACAACAACAUCCCCGCCAGCACGCCCACCUGGAAGGGAAACCUGAACCGGGUCGGGCACGGCGGCACGUACGGCGAGGCCAACGGCGGGCUGUACGCCAAGGCCACAUACAAGUGGCUGCAGUGGCAGUUCAAGGGCGACCAGAGCGCCGGUGCCUACUUUGUCGGCAACGCUGCUUUGUCGGACGGCUGGAACAACAUCGCCAGCAAGAGCAUCAACGUCGGCGGGACCACGCCCGGCAACCCUCCCCCGACCACUACUAACCCACCUACCACCCCUCCGCCCUCGACCAACUGCGCCGGUUUGUACGGUCAGUGUGGAGGAAGCGGAUGGUCUGGCCCGACCUGCUGCAGCCAGGGUACAUGUCGGGCUUCUAACCAGUGGUACUCUCAGUGCCUGUAG
Messenger RNA from Pyricularia oryzae 70-15, 984 nucleotides. RefSeq lists its product as uncharacterized. Gene Ontology annotation, molecular function: cellulose binding. Gene Ontology annotation, biological process: carbohydrate metabolic process. Gene Ontology annotation, cellular component: extracellular region. Bases 1 to 984 code for a protein of 327 amino acids. The record is from RefSeq and is a predicted model, not a curated record. The transcript has 4 exons. NCBI's taxonomy places the organism in Eukaryota, Fungi, Ascomycota, Sordariomycetes, Magnaporthales, Pyriculariaceae.